Messenger RNA from Saccostrea echinata, 5325 nucleotides. Its product is annotated as coronin-2B-like. Gene Ontology annotation, biological process: actin filament organization. NCBI's taxonomy places the organism in Eukaryota, Metazoa, Mollusca, Bivalvia, Ostreida, Ostreidae. Gene Ontology annotation, molecular function: actin filament binding. The record is from RefSeq and is a predicted model, not a curated record. The transcript has 14 exons. The coding region runs from base 1 to 1806 and encodes 601 amino acids.
AUGGCAUUUAAGAUCCGUUCUUCCAAAUACCGUCACAUCUAUGGCUCCAUUCCAAAGAAAGAACUGUGUUACGAAAAUGUUAAAAUCACGAGAAACACCCACGACAGUAAUUUCUGUGCCGUCAAUCCCAAGUUCCUUGCUGUUGUCACAGAAACCGGUGGAGGUGGAUCUUUUCUUUGCAUUCCAUUAAAAUCAAGUGGUCGAGUGGACCCCAAGACGCCACACAUCUGUGGACAUGCUGGGGUGGUGCUGGAUGUCAAAUUCAACCCAUUUAAUGAUAACAUUAUAGCCAGCUCAUCAGAGGACUGUACAGUUAAAUUAUGGAGCAUUCCAGAGGAUGGUUUGAAGACAAACUUAACAGAAUGGCUGGUGGAUCUCCAUGGCCACAAGAGGCGGGUGGGGUACAUUGAGUGGCAUCCUACAGCUGAAAAUAUACUGCUCAGUGCUGGCUUUGACUACAAGUGUGUUUUGUGGAAUGUUGAACAAGCAGAGCCUGUGAACGUGAUCAGUUGCCAUGAGAACACGAUUUUCUCCAUGUCCUGGAACCAGGAAGGAAGUCUGUUCGCCACGUCCUGUAAAGACAAAAAGUUACGGGUCAUUGACCCAAGAAUGGCCCGGGUUGCAGCUGAGACUCCUACUCUGGACAAUCUCGGCUCGCGAGCAUGGAAGGCUGUGUAUCUCGGUGACUCAGGGCGAGUUUUCACGUCCUACCACAGCAGAUAUUGUGACAGAGAAAUCGCUGUGUGGGACAUUAAAAACUUAUCUUGUCCUAUGAGGACAGAGGGAAUGGAUAACUCCAGUAGUAUAAUCCUGCCCUACUACGACCAAGACACCAAAAUCAUGUACCUCGCAGGCAAAGGGGAUAGCAAUAUUCGUUACUUUGAGAUAGACGAUGAGGACCCAUACACACAUUAUCUCAACUCUUUCAUCACAUCUUUUCCCCAAAGAGGAUUUGGUGUGAUGCCAAAGCGAGGCUGUAACACAGAGAAGUGUGAAGUAAUGAGGUUCUACAAGCUCCACGCCUCAAAGAACCUCAUAGAGCCUUUAUCCAUGAUUGUACCUAGAAAGUCCUCUGUUUUCCAUGAAGACAUUUAUCCCCCCACAGCUAGUCUUAUUCCCUCCCUAUCAGCUGAUGAGUGGAUCUCAGGACAGACCCGGGGACCCAUACUUAUGUCUAUGCUGGAUGGACAUGUAACAAACUCACCCAAAGUAACCACAGCCAAAGCAGCCCAGAACAAGGACAGCAGUUUAUCUCAGGCUCCGACCAUCACAACAUACAAAGCAGUAAACAGGCCCCGCCCAGAGGGGAGUGUCUCCACUCAGCCCUACGCAGGAGAAACUGCUGGUGUGACAAAUCACAGGAAUAUCCCAGCUUCACUGCGGAACAUCAAACAGCUCAGCACCAAUGAGGAAUUUGUCUCAAUCAAUGAUAAUAAGCCCAAUGGCGUGGACUCUGCAGAUUCUAUCAGUCCCCCAGAACAAAGCACCAUUAAGAAAGUCUGGUCCCCAACCUCACCUAAAGCUACCACUAAUGGCUUCUCUGGAGGAGAGAGUGAUAGUGUAACUCACGUGAAAAAGGUGUGGUCCGCCCCACAAACCCCCGCAUCACCACUGUGGUUUGGGGAUUCCCCACCCAACGAAGCAGAGCUGCGAAAAGCCUAUUUCAAACAGCUGGAGGAGAUAUCCAGCCUAAAGGAGCAGAUAUCACUGAAGGACAAAAGGAUUAGGCAGUUAGAGGAGGAGAUAUCUAUGUUAAAGUUACCUGUCGCCAGAGAUGACACAGGACCUGGCCAAAGUGACUGUUGAUUACAAUGAUCACUUAAGUUUUCCAAAUAUGCUAGUCUUGUAAUUCUGCAUUAUUUACUCCUGCCAGUUCAAGUGUGUGCAAUUCUUUUCAGGAUCAAGGCUUAGUUAUGUAAUGUUGAAAGCAAUGGGGCUUGAUUUUACUGAGCAUAAUGUGCAGUAGAGCUGCAGAGUUGACAGAGAUCUAGUUUUCAGAUGAAUUAUUGAAGUCUCUUUUUAGGCUGGAUUGUGUUCAAUUUUUGCAGAAAAAAGGGACAAUCAUUUUAAAAUGACACUAUAUAGCAUUUAUUUGAGUAGUCAUGUCAUGGAAAAAAUAUGUCGAGCUGUUGAGUGUUACUUGAUAUUUUUUGGAAUCUGUGCAAUUACAUAGAUUAGUUAACACUGAGUGUAGUAAUUAUAAAAUUAAAAAUGGCUUCAGUGAAUACUGGGUGAACUAACUCUACAAUACAGCUGAAAGUUUUAGAUGGCAUGAUAUAAGAAAUGGGAUUAGGCUACAUGAGAAUGGUUUGAUUUAUGUUACAUAAAAUCAACAUCAAAUGAUGAGUGAUUCCAAGUGCCAGGUUGAUCUUGCACACAAUAUGACAAAAUUCAAAAAAAUCAAUUGUUCAUUUGUAGAACAUUUGAUACACAUGUAUUGUUUAAAUAUAUUCAUAUGCAUUCCAUAUACUUUUUGUAUAGUUUUUAAAUCUGUUUCUUUUUUUUAUUUUAAGAUGUUUAUUACUGCAUUUGGAAAGUGCAGAUGCCUAUUUUUGUUAUUCAUAGUAAUAUUUUUAUGUAUCAUUCAUUUUUAUCAAAUAAGAAGCAUGUGUUUAUGUAUUGCUCAGAAUCAGUCAUUCCAGUAAAGUAACACAAUACAUAUAAACACCUUUUAGUGCUAAAGUCCCCAGAUGUGUUCUGCGGAAAAAAAAUUUAGAAACCUUUCAGAAAUACAGUCCAAUCUUGUUAUUUUAAAGUCAGCAUGCAAAGGAAUGAAUUAUGAGAUAACCAGGGAGACAAGUUAAUAAGGUGAAAAUAUGCAUUGGAGAAAAAGUGUUUGAGAAUUUCAAAUCACUGAGACAUUUAGGAAUUGUAAUAAUGUAUCAAUAUGACAAUAACACUGGUUUCAAUUUCAGUAAAGCUGCAUGUAUCUGUAUAACCCACACACAUGACCACAGCAUUUCAAAAUACAGUCAAACCCUGAUAUCUUAAACUAGAAGGGAUUGAGAAUUCGAGAUAUCUAUUGUUAAAAAAAAUAAAAGAACAAAUGAUUGGGACUCCCAAUUCUGUAUAACAUAUAUCCAUGGUAUCAAGAUAUCAGUGUUCGAGAUACUGAAGUUCAACUGUAAUUACAUAUAACACAAGCUGCAGUAGUUGGUUGUGUAAGCAGUGCUACAUUGUACUUAACCUGUGAUUUAUAUGAUUAUACACUGUAUAUAGUUUUAUACACUGGUAAUGUGCUUUUUUAAAACAGUAUUUUUUAAAAGACCAGUGCUGUACAGUGUAUAUAAGCACAAUUUUUAUGUCUUAUUAUGGACAGACAGUGAAAUAGUCUGACAACAGUCGAUCAAAACAAUUAAAGCAAGCCAUCAAGAUAUACAGACAGUAAUUCACUUAUCCUCUGUCAGAGUUUCUCCUUAAGUGUUCAUCGGAAUAUUUUUUUCACUAUAGAGAAUUCACAUUGUACAUGAAAUGAUCAUGAAUAUGAAAAUAUAACAUACAUGCAGUCAUGUAUAUGUGUAUUUACUUGCAAUUUUUAAAUUAAUUUUGCACCAAUAUAUUAUCUAAAUAUACUGUAUACAGGGUUAUUUUCGCUCCGUGUUGUUUUCGCCCUUUCACAUUUGCAAACAAUUUUGCCAGUCGUUUUAAAUUCGCCCAGAAACAGAUUUGUUUAAGACAUAAUACUGUUUACUUUGAAUUUGCUCCACUUCAGACGAGGGUGAAAAUUUCCCUGUAUACAGUAGUUCUGAUUUUCAACAUCAGGUUAGUAUUAUAAAAUUAUUUCAGCUUGUCCUUUGCUUGUCUGAAUGAUGGUGAUCAAGGCUUCCAAUUAAUUUAAAUCAAUGCAGUUUAGUUAGGAAAGCUAUGACAAUUUGAUUUGCAGGUUCAUUUUAAACGUGUUCAAGCUAAUGGUGAUAUAUUUUGGGCAUUUCUAGUAGUUGUCACAGUUAGAAAAUGUGGCUUUUGUCAGGUUUACAAUGUAGAAAUAUAGAAUUUUGAUUGAAGCACUUUUUUAAAGCAUGCAGAGUCAGAAUAAAAUUAAUAUCAAAUUGUUAAGAUACUUUUUUCACAUGUUUAAAAAGAUAGAAAUGUAGAUAUUGUGAUCAACUGAGUUUUUGUACCAUAAGAUCAUAUCAGCAUCAUAGUUUUGUCUUCAGCUCUUUUUCCUCAAACUUUUAUACUUUGACAACAACAGACCUGUUUACUCAUACGAUUUUGCCGUAUUUUGUACGGAUUUUAAAUCCAAAAUACGUCUCACGUUUUGCUAUUAUGAAUACCGAAAUCGGAAAUCCGUUCUUUCGAUUUAAGCAGUUAGUUUUCGAUAUGAUCUGUCUCCGAAUGCUAAAAAAAGAGAAAGAUUUCAAACAAUUAAGUGAUGUCAGGGUGUUACCAAGUUUUGGUAAUCAGAAAUGUAGUUGUUCUCUAAUAAUAUAUGUAAAAUGGAUGGAAAGUAAUAUCUUACUGAAAAAUGCCAAAUCUCACUGACAAAUCUAACGAAAAAUACUGAGAAACAACAACAAUGGGUAAACAGGUCUGGAACAAAAUACACCCUGAAUUUUUACUAUCAUCUAGUAAUUUUGAUGAGAUAUUGUUAUGACACCUAUACACAGGACUUUAUUCCUAUAUUUAUGAUGUUUCUAAAAGGUAAACAAUUAUUUUUGGUGAUACAUUAAAAAGUGCUUAAACUUUUUUCAAUGAAUAAUAUUUACAGAUUCUUCAAAUUUGUUUUGUCUUUUUCAUUUAUAGUAAUUUACUUAUGUAAGUUCUGCUUCUGUAUGGUCAACAAAUUAACCUAAAAAGUAGCUAUAUUGUAAACUAUAAUCUGUUUUAUCUAGCUGGCAUUUCAAUAAAUUCACUUGUAGCAAAGAUAUUUAUAACUGUUUGUGAAUUUUUUUUUAACUUCAGAAUAAAAUAUUAUUCUCUAUAUAUCACUGUUCACUAUAAAGGUUUUAAUUGUACUUUACAUAAGAAACUGUAAUAUAUUACUACAUGUAACAGAAUCUCUUUCUGUAAUAUUAGAUCUGUCUCAAUUAGUCAAUUAGCAAAAUAUCUGUAGCAAAGUGGAGUAUCAAUUUCUAAAAAUCUUGAUAAUUUCCUCAUUUUUCAUUCCUCUAUCUUAAACAUUGAUUUUAUCCGUAUUCAAAGAAUAGAUUUUUAUAUUAGUUAAGAUGUCAUAUUUUUCUUUAUUCUUACAUGUACAUUAAUUUCAGUCUUUUCCACGAAAGUAUGAAGUUGGAACUUGAUUUCAUGAAUUUAUCAUGGAAAACAUUUUAUGCAAUUUUUAUCUUUUAUAUAAUUGAACUACAAUCAAAAUAUUGACCAGAA